Messenger RNA from Belonocnema kinseyi, 2104 nucleotides. RefSeq lists its product as uncharacterized. The record is from RefSeq and is a predicted model, not a curated record. Lineage: Eukaryota; Metazoa; Arthropoda; Insecta; Hymenoptera; Cynipidae. The transcript is spliced from 6 exons. Bases 1395 to 2003 code for a protein of 202 amino acids.
AGCUGCCAAGAGGACGUGUCGCGAGGAAGGCGACGUUGAAAACUCUGUCUUUCCCCUAGCAUGUCCUGCACAGGAAAAACUGAAAAAAAAAGAAAUAUCAGUACUGGAGAGCGAAUUAAACAGUGCAAAGCAUGCGAGAGAUUCGGACCUUUGCAAAAAAACACGGUUAAAAGAAUUGCUGCGCUCGAUAAAGAAUUGAUUAAAAAAAAGAAAGUUUUGACCUUAAAGAAGAAGAAGGCGAAGCUCAAGAGGAAAUAUAGGGCGCAAAAGAAGCAAGCAAUUAAAAAAUUGCUUAUUGCUAAUGAAAAUAUAGCCAAAGAACUGAAGUUGCGAGAUAAAGCAGGGCGGCCUCGCUCAGAGGAAGACCAACCUGAACUGCUCAAGGUAAUUGUGGAUAUCGCUUUAAUUGGCAGCUGAGCCGAUGAAUGGCGUCGGACGGAAAAAAUACGGACCAUCAAGACUCUAGAUGAGCUCCAUGAUGAAUUAACUCAUUUGGGCUUUAAUUUGUCACGCUGUGGUACCUAUUUGCGUCUUCUACUACGAAAUUCUAGCACAAAUCAGUUGAAGCGUUGGCGUCAAUGCUUGGGCCGAAGCAGACGGCUUUCAUUUCUCAGGAUGAUAAAGCUCGCGUACCAAUUGGCAUAACAGCAGCCAAGAAGUAGGCGCCAUUACUCAUGCACGUGGAGUAUAAGGCAACUCUUCCGGACCAUGACUGGGUGGUAGCAGAUCGCCACAAACUAAUGACUAGUGUGUACGCUGGUAUUGUUAUACACGAAGGCCAGCUUGAUGGUUCAUCAUCAUGUGGGUCUUACUCUGGGCCGACAUACAUUUCUAUCAGAAGUGGGAAGCACUCAUCGUCAUCUGCGUCCACCCACGCCUUUCAUCUUCAAAGAUUGAUGAAUUUGCCAGACUUCAAUGAAGUGCUAAAAGGGCAGUCACGUGUUACAUGUUGCCUUCAUAUUUACGGUGAAUGGCUUCUUGAGACCAGUGCUCAUUUUAUCGGUAGAUGGGGGUCCUGAUGAAAAUCCCCGCUAUCCAAAGGUCAUAGCACAUGGGGUGGAGAGUUUCAGGUAGCAUGACCUGGACGCCUUGUUCAUCAUUACUAACGCGUCUGGACGCCGCGCUUUCAACAGAGUUGAGCGCCGAAUGGCGCCAUUAAGUCGAGAGCUAUCGGGGUCUUAUCCUUCCGCACGACCACUUCGGCAGCCAUCUGAAUUCCGCUGGAAAGACAGUAGACUUCGACCUGGAAUUGAUAAAUUUCCAGUAUGCAGAAGUUCUUGCCGAAGUGUGAAAUAAUAUGAAAAUCGAUGACCAUCCAGUCAUAGCUGAGUACGCUACAACCAAGUGCGUACUCCCACUUCCUCCGAUGCCGUCGUCAGAGAGGUAUUCCACACAUGUUCGUAAGAGCCAGUACUUCUUGCAGUCCCAUGCGUAGUGAUCUAAAAAUGCUACUAUCAGAUGGGUUCUUACCACCACAUUUUCCACUUCGACGCUCAGAGUUAGGCCUAAGAGUACCCGAAUCUUCCAAUAUGGAAGAUAAGGAUUAUUUCCCUCCUUUGUUUGUGAGGCAAGGUAUCAAUUUCAGGCCUCUCGGAAAAGAUUUUCCCCUGAAUCCUCCAUAUGACUUAUACUGUCCCACUCUACAGUCGGCACUUAGAGAACGCACCUGUAAAGAAUGUGGUCUUUACUUUGACGCAAAAUUACACAAAAGUAUUCACCAAACCUCACAUAAGGAUGAUGUGCACGGAAAUUCGCCCAGUUCCAAAACAAUGCCUGUAUCGAUUCUCAAGCGCUGUGAACAUGAAGAUCUGUGCAUCAUUCAAGAGGGUGAGCUUGCUGAAGUUUUCUGGCUAGAUCAUGAUGAGAUAGACGAGAACUUCUUAGCAUUAUCUGUGGUAGAAACAGAGAAAGGCGAAGGAGGGUUGGAAGCAAUAAAUAGUAUUACUGAUUGGUUAACUGAUCAGUGGACCAUUGAUGAUACGGAAAAAGUAUCGUAUGAGUAGACCUGUCUUCCUUAAUUUAUAAACUAUUGGUGGCUAGCUGUUAUAAAAUUAGUAUUUGAAGUAAUAUAUUUUAUUUAGUUACUAUAAUUAUUUAUAUGUAU